Messenger RNA from Symbiodinium natans, 1056 nucleotides. NCBI's taxonomy places the organism in Eukaryota, Dinophyceae, Suessiales, Symbiodiniaceae. The record is from the annotation of a GenBank genome assembly.
AUGCAAGGCGCCCUCUACGGUAUGGGUUCGACGCUGAGGGUCGGUGCCGACGUCAUCAAGGUCUUGGCAGGGCCAGAGCUGGCCAACCUCACGUAUCGGCCCCCUAGCCAGGAUGAGUUGGGACCAAACCCGUUGCUGGUGGCAGAAGAGCGCGGGACCCACGAGUCGAGCCCCGGCAACUUCCUCUCCACCCAGAGCGACGGCAGCGAGCCUCCGCCAAAGGCCGAGCCACCUCCCAAGGACGAAGCUGUCCGGGCGCACGAAUACCGUGCGGCCAUAAUGCUGCGGCAGGGCCAGCCAGUGGCCACGCUUGCCGAGUUGGAGGCUGCGCUCUGCCUCGCGGAGCAGCGAAGUUUGGUGCCGCCGGCGGAGAUUCGCCGGCGCUGGCAGACGCUGACGGCGUCUGCCGUCUCGUGGUCCCUGGACUGUCUGGCCGCGGCCAGUGACAAGCCCGGGAUCUACGACCAGGCACUACAGAUGCUGUGCACUGCGGAGAUACUCACCAGAACUGAAGUGGCGGAGACCUUUGGGGCAAAAGGGAUGCCCUCCCGCACCUUCCUCCGGGCGCUGAGCCUGGCAGGCUUGGGAGCCUACUACCAGCAGAGGGGCAAGCCUCGGGCCGCGGUACGUUUCCUGGAACAGGCUGUCGGCGGGCAAGCCAAGUUUGCGCACCCAGCUGUGCUGCUGAACCUCUGCAGCUCCCAUCUGCAACUGCGCGAGCCCGGGCGGGCCCUGUCCUACCUGUGCCAGGCAGUGCUCGCGCUGCGCAGCGCGACGGGCCGCCUCUGCUCGCAAGACGGCGUGGAGGUGGACGCCUCUGCGACGGCCGCCACCGCGGCAGUGUUGGCUGUCCUGGGCCCGGCGAAGCCCGAGGACCUGAGCAAUGAAGUGGAUGUGUGGGCUCGCGGAAACCUUUGGGUGGAUCCAUUUGGCCAGGGCAUCGACCUGUGGUCGGAAGAUCAAAGGCCUCGCAGAGCAGCCUCCCUGAGUGCCAGAGCAAGGAGGUCCGCAGAGCUCCUCGCGCCCCUCCGCACAGCCAGCCGCGAAGAGGGCUAG